Messenger RNA from Linum tenue, 1893 nucleotides. The record is from the annotation of a GenBank genome assembly. Lineage: Eukaryota; Viridiplantae; Streptophyta; Magnoliopsida; Malpighiales; Linaceae.
UGAAAAUGUUUAUUUUUCCUUCUUCAAGUAGUAUACUUGUUGUGGCGGCUUUGGACAACGGAUUAUGACUUUGCUGGGUUGAUUAUUCGGAUUUUCAUGCAGAUCUUUGGAAGACUUCUGCAACUCGAGCGGCUAUGGUGGACUUUGCUCAUUGCAUGGAUUAGGCUGUUCGUAUUGUUUUUGCGGUAGACACGAUUCUGUUGUAUGCAAGGUUGUCGACCCGCGGGUCGACCCACUUUGACCCUGGUCCGGUGAGAAGAACGGAUCGCACGCACCUGUCGGGUCGACCGCUACAAGGCCAGAAGUUGCAGAUGCCGGAUAGUUCAUUAAUUUCGUAAGGGUCGGAACGAGAACCGAUUCGACCCGGCCCGCCUUCUCCGCCAUCUCAAUCCGCUGGAUCAGCAUUCAUUUCCGGUCAAGCGAAAAAGAAGCGCAGAAAAAAAAUCUGAGCUAUCACAAUUCACAAGCAAAGCUUGGUUGCUCCAGCCAUGGCGGCCUGCUUGCGAGUGCUCCCGGCGGCUUUCUCCACGCCGUCUUCCGCUGCAAAUUCGUCUUCUCUCCGGAGGAGGAGCUUGAAUAUUGGUUGCUCAGCCACGGGUUCCAAGAACUCGGCUAGAAUCCCUAUGCCGCCGAUUAAUCCCAACGAUCCUUUCCUCGCGAAGCUCGCCGCCGCCGCCGCCAAUUCUCCUGAACCGCUCGACACUCGUCCUUCUAGCUCCGACUCGCCGCCGUACCUCGACCUCUUUGACUCGCCCAAACUCAUGGCGACUCCCGCUCAAGUGGAGAGGUCGGUUUCUUACAACGAGCACAGGCCAAGAAAGCCACCGCCGGACUUGCCUUCGUUGCUGCUUCACGGGAGAAUAGUCUAUAUCGGGAUGCCUUUGGUACCGGCAGUCACAGAGCUCGUAGUUGCAGAAUUGAUGUACUUGCAGUGGGUGGAUCCUAAAGAACCAAUCUAUAUGUACAUAAAUUCCACAGGGACUACUCGUGAUGAUGGUGAAACAGUUGGGAUGGAGACGGAAGGUUUUGCCAUCUAUGAUUCGAUGAUGCAAAUGAAAAAUGAGAUACACACGGUUGCUGUUGGUGCUGCAAUUGGUCAGGCUUGUCUUUUGCUUGCUGCAGGAACAAAGGGAAGACGUUUUAUGAUGCCACAUGCCAAAGCAAUGAUUCAACAGCCGAAAGUCCCAUCGUCAGGUUUGAUGCCUGCUAGUGAUGUUCUAAUCCGUGCAAAAGAGGCUAUAAGUAACAGAGACACUCUGGUUGAGCUUUUGGCCAAACACACAGAAAACUCCGUGGAGACCGUGGCUAAUGUGAUGAGAAGACCAUUCUACAUGGACGCCAAACGAGCCAAAGAAUUUGGUGUCAUUGACAAAAUUCUAUGGCGCGGACAGGAAAAGAUAAUGUCGGACAUUUUGCCUCCAGAGGAAUGGGACAAGUUGGCUGGCAUCAAAAUCCCAGAUCCCUUCUAGUUGCCGCAUUUCCGGUUCAAUUGUACUGGUUCUUGUUAUACUGUAAACAACUUCAAUUUUCUCAGCUUCCAUGGCCUCCAGAGCAUAUAAAAUCCUGGAGGUUUUAGCUCUCAAUAGAUGGCUACUAGUUUUCUGUCAGACUAGGGAAAGAAACAACACUUUGGUGAUGUGUAGCGCGUGGAAAUGAUAUCACUGGAUGGCCAUUGUUACUUAGAUUGAUAUGGCAGAUUCUUCUCUAAAUUUUGCGGUUGGUUAGUAAAGAAAAUAGCUAACAAGGCGAGUAACAAGCUCGUAACAAGUUAGUUGCGAGGGGCGUGAUUCAGUCGAAGGUCUGUAAGGUUUCAUGCACAUGUUGGGUGCUCGUUGUGAGAGUUGAUUCUCUCUCCUAGAAUUGUUAGCAGGAUCUGUAUUUGUGGGCUGUAUG